Oncorhynchus nerka (sockeye salmon) is the source of this 5292-nucleotide messenger RNA. It is a transcript of the gene lg10h10orf71, whose product is annotated as zinc finger CCCH domain-containing protein 13. The coding region runs from base 93 to 3890 and encodes 1265 amino acids. The transcript has a single exon. Lineage: Eukaryota; Metazoa; Chordata; Actinopteri; Salmoniformes; Salmonidae. The record is from RefSeq and is a predicted model, not a curated record. Gene Ontology annotation, biological process: positive regulation of calcineurin-NFAT signaling cascade. Gene Ontology annotation, cellular component: Z disc.
GGAUAGAGGAGGAGAGGAGAGAGCAACAGCGACAGAGAGAGGAGGAGAAGAAAGAGGAGGAGAGGAGGGCAAACCAGAGAGAAGAAGAGAGAAUGGCGAGACAGAAAGAGGAGGAGAAGAAUGAGAAGGAGAGGAGAGAGCAACAGCGACAGAGAGAGGAGGAAAAGAAAGAGGAGGAGGAGAGGGCGAGACAGAAACAGGAGAAGAGGAAAGAGGAGGAGAGGAGAGAGCAACAGCGACAGAGAGAGGAGGAGAAGAAAGAGGAGGAGAGGAGGGCAAGACAGAGAGAAGAAGAGAGAAUGGCGAGACAGAAAGAGGAGGAGAAGAAUGAGAAGGAGAGGAGGGAGCAACAGCGACAGAGAGAGGAGGAGAAGAAUGAGGAGGAGGAGAGGGCGAGACAGAAAGAGGAGAAGAGGAAAGAGGAGGAGAUGAGAGAGCAACAGCGACAGAGAGAGGAGGAGAAGAAAGAGGAGGAGAAGAGGGCAAGACAGAGAGAAGAAGAGAGAAUUGCGAGACAGAAAGAGGAGGAGAAGAAUGAGAAGGAGAGGAGAGAGCAACAGCGACAGAGAGAGGAGGAGAAGAAAGAGGAGGAGAGGAGGGCAAGACAGAGAGAGGCAGAGAGAAUGGCGAGACAGAAAGAGGAGAAGGAGAGGAGAGAGCAACAGCGACAGAGAGAGGAGGAGAAGAAAGAGGAGGAGAGGAGGGCAAGACAGAGAGAAGAAGAGAGAAUGGCGAGACAGAAAGAGGAGGAGAAGAAUGAGAAGGAGAGGAGAGAGCAACAGCGACAGAGAGAGGAGGAGAAGAAAGAGGAGGAGAGGAGGGCAAACCAGAGAGAAGAAGAGAGAAUGGCGAGACAGAAAGAGGAGGAGAAGAAUGAGAAGGAGAGGAGAGAGCAACAGCGGCAGAGAGAGGAGGAGAAGAAAGAGGAGGAGAGGAGAGAGCAACAGCGACAGAGAGAGGAGAAGGUGGUGAGACAGAAAGAGGAGGAGAAGGACAGAAUAGAACAACAGCGACAGAAAGAGGAGAAGAAAGAGGAGGAGAGGGUGGUGAGACAGAAAGAGGAGGAGAAGGACAGAAUAGAACAACAGCGACAGAAAGAGGAGAAGAAAGAGGAGGAGAGGAGGGUGAGACAGAUAGAAGAGGAGAGGAAAGAGGAGAUGAGGAGGGAGAGACAGAGAGAAGAGGAGAGGAUAGCAAGACAGAAAGAGGAGGAUCUGAAAGAGGAAGAGAGGAGAGAGCAACAGAGAAAAAAGGAGGAGAGGGCAAGACAGAGAGAAGGGGAGAGGAUGGUGAGACAGAAAGAGGAGAAGAGGAAAGAGGAGGAGAGGAAAGAGGAGAGGAUGGCGAGACAGAAAGAGGAGAAGAGGAAAGAGGAGAGGAUGGCGAGACAGAAAGAGGAGGAGAGGAAAGAGGAGAGGAUGGCGAGACAGAAAGAGGAGGACAGGAAAGAGGAGAGGAUGGUGAGACAGAAAGAGGAGGAGAAGAAAGAGGAGAGGAUAGGGAAACAACGACAGAUUGACCGGAUGAAGGAGGGGGAGAUGAGGGCGAGACAGAUAGAGGAGGAUAUUACAAAUCAACAGCGACAGAGAGAGGAGAAGAAAGAGGAGAGGAAGGCGAGACAGAGAGAAGAGGAGAUGAUGGCGAGACAGAAAGAGGAGGAAAGGAGAGAGGAGCAGCAGCGGAGAGAGGAGGAAAAGAAAGAGGAGGAGUGGAUGGUGAAACAGAAAGAGGAGGAGAGGAAAGAGGAGGCGAGGAAAGAGGAGAGGAGAGAGCAACGGCGACAAAGAGAUGAGGAAAAGAUGGCGAGACAGAAAGAGAAAGAGAGGAAAGAGAAGGAGAGGAGAGACCCACAGCGACAGAGAGAGGAGGAGAAGACAGAGGAGAAGCAGAGGGUGAGACAGAGAGAGAAGGAGAAGAUGGAUGCUCUCCAGUAUUACUCCAUCAGCAGCCCUGAGGGUCAAACCAGACCCAGGGACAUACCCCUCUUCUCCCCCCAGCCCUCCCCACGCAGGGGGGACCUUGAGGACUGGGAGUCCUAUGGUAGACCUCACCUCCCUACCUCCCCUGCCCCCCCUUCCACCCGCUCCAACACCUCCUCCCCUGCCCUUGGGGGCAAGCCCACCAUGUUCAGAGUCAAAGACAACACCUUCAGAGGCUCCUCACUCACCAAGUCAGUCAAACCACUCUUCCACAAGAGCUUUGGAGAAGAGUUCAGGGUGGGAUCAGCCCUCUGGAGUGGAUCAGAGAUGGGAGACGAGGAGCUUGAGAGGACAGGAGAGAGCAUACAUGAAAGGCUGAGAGAGAACGCCGGGACUCCUGUGUAUCACGACUCCGCCAUCUCGUCACACCGACUCCCCCGCAUCCGAGAGACUCAGCCCUCGAAAGAGUUCACCGCCCCCUCGGAGACCACCUACACAUACCCUUACUCCAGGCUCCUAUCCAGGAGGAAUUUGGCUCUGGACGACGAUGAUUCUCGCUCGAUGAUCAGCAACAUGUCUGGGGAUGUUGAGAGUUAUGCCACCAGUGUAGCCGACCUGUCUGACUCUGAGUUCGCCAGCAGGGGGGGCUAUGGCAGGCCAGAUUCAGCCUGUAGUUUUAUCAGCGACGUAGGACGGCCACUGGGGAAGCCCCCGACGGUUCCUCCUAAGAGUGAGAAAGCUCUACGGAGAGCCAAGAGGCUCACAACCCGCAGGAUAAAGAAAGAGUCGAAGACUGAGACAGACAGCACUGCUGACCUAGUGGAGAAACCAGUCCAUGCGGUCGCUAGUGUCCCCUCCUCACCCUCAGAGCUUCGAUCCUCCAACCGUCACGCUCGUGCCUCCCCCCAUUUCGCUGCCCCUGUCUCCCUGCCCCUUGCCCCAACUCACGUCUCCAGUGUCCCCUGUUCUCCAACUGAUGUAGGAUCCGCUCAUCACCCAUCCUUCCAUGCCUCCCCCCACGCCAAAGCCCCUGCCUCCCUUCCCCUCGCCUCACCCCAUGCCUCACCCCCUGUCUCCCACCCCCGAGUCACAACGCAAGUGGCCAGUGUGCCCUCCUCCCCCACCCACCACCACCAUGUUCCCCUCAGACACCUUGUCUCACCCCUGGCCUCCCCCCUCACCUCACACCUGAAUGUCCCUCAGUACCACGUCGACCCCUACUACCCUUCCCCAUCCUCCCUCAACCUCCCCCAGCACUUCACCCAAGGUUUAACCCAGAAGAAGGUUCUACAGGACCCGGGGUCUGGUCAGUACUUUGUGGUGGACAUGCCUGUCCAGGUGAAGACCAAGACCUUCUUUGACCCAGAGACGAGGAAGUACGUCCAGCUGAAUGUCCGUCAGCCAGGCCAGGGAGGCUCUCUGUCUCAGCCCCAGCGACAGUGUUAUCCCCAGUCCCUUCCCGAAGACUCAUACACCCAGCCCCAACCCCAAACAUAUCCCCCAUACACCCAGCCCCAGGCUCCUCCAGCCAGCCGGCCCUAUGUGCUCUACCAGGGAUACCCCCAGAGAUACCAGCCCAUGCCCAUAUCAUCCCUGCCCACUCACGGGUCUCUCUCUGGAAUGUCUGCCAUGGUGUCUCCCACCCAGAACCCACAGCCCACAGAGGAGAGUCAGGGUUGGGCAGAGGAGGGAGAGAGACAGGGAGAGGGCUGGAGCAGCCAGUGCUACGAAGGAGAGGAGGAGAUCAUUGAGAGAGAGACAUAUGGACAGAGCUACAGCCAAGAGCAGACACCUUACAUGGACACAGCUCAUGACACACACACUGUCCAUGACACACACGCUGCGUACGACACACACAACCAGCUGGACAAAGGCGCAGUGGAUGGUGAUGAUACUAACUCCGCCCCCCACCGUGAUAUCAUCACCAUGAGCGAGCUGGAGGACUUUGCUAUGGAUUCUGGUGACUGGUGACACUGAUUGACAGCUUUUGUUUCACAAGUCCUGUUAGGGUCGUGUUCAUUAGGCACCAAACAGAAGGAAAUGGACUGAAAUUGACUUUUUCGGUUACGUGCCCUGAUAAUGAACACAGCCCUGGUCUCUCUAGAGCAGCGGUUCAAGCAUCAAAGAGACUUAUAAAGGCUGAAUAGCAUUUCAUGUCAUUGAAUAAACAGCUGUGUUUUAAAGAGUUCGAUUGCAUUUACAUGCACGAAUACAGAUUUCACAGAAGCCCAAUACAUAGUUAUAAGAACAAAUCAAAUGAAAAAAAUCCACAUGCUUCGUAGACAACAGGUGUAGACUAACAGUGAAAUGCUUACUUACGGGUCCUUUUCCAACAACGCAGAGUUAAAGAUUGGAUACUAAAUCAAAUAAAAUAAUUGUCUGGCCAUAAAAAUAAAUAGAAUAAACUAGGCAACCGGAUAGAUGAUAGACAGUAGCCGCAGUAUGUGUGUGUGUGUGUGCGUGAGAGUGUGUGUUGCGGUGCGAGUGAAGCGAUGUGGCUUUAUUAGGUGACUUAUUUAAGAUCUUUGUCUGCUGAAAUGGACUAUUUUGUUUGUUUCUUUCGAAAAGGAUCCCUCUUCUGAGACAUUUUGUAAAGCUUGCUGUUACAUUGCUGAUGUUGAUCUUUUUGUCGCUUUGUGGUGGGAUUAUGAAUUAGAUUAAAGGCUAUUUAUUAUCAACUGUUUCACAGAAAUGUUUACCAUUCCAUAUUUUGAAUGUGAUAUGCUGUCUAGGAUAUUCUCGUGGUGCAUUUGAUCGAUAUGUCAUGGUCACCUAGAACGUUUACUAAUAUCAGUGAAUAAGAAUACAACACAAUAGAUAUCUACAGUAUUUAACCGUUUUCGAGGCUGAUAGUAUUUCUGGGGAUGCAGUUGAACAGGUUGUAGAACAGUGAAGUUCUCAUUAGCUACAUCUGUUACCGGUGUAAACAUCAAAUGGAUUGGAUUAUGAUUUAGACCUCAGUUUGGUUGGUGUGCAUGAAAUAUUGUCAAACAAUGUGGUGGCGGUUCUGCAACAAGGUCUCAUUAGAAUAUGUCAGAAUAGUGGCAUAUGGGGAAUUGAACCAUUAUACUGUAUGUCACCUAAACUGAAAGGUCUAUGCAAAGUGAACACAAAACUUGUAUUUAUGAAAAUAUGCAGCCACAUUGUGUAGAUGUGAACACUGAUUUCAAUAUGAACGUUUAGCAGAUUUGAUUUCAAUAGAUAGAUCCACAUUUCUGAAGUGAGAAAUGUGUACAGGGUUGCUCCCUUGCUGUGAAUAAUAUAGUGUGGCUUAUUAACAAAAGCACAAUGUAUCACUUUGUAUUAACUUUCUUUGUCAGUAUUUUGGAUGUAUUUCAGAAGCACUUUGUAAAGAAGCAAAUAAACAAAUGAU